UCACAUACUGACAUGCUACUUAAGAAAGUCAUAACUAAACAAGUUCACACACACUUGCAAGAAAUCACUCAAUUUUAAGUAAUCACUUCACUCUCUAGAACUCAUAUAUGGAUCAGUUGAGUUCAAAACAUGACUCUGAAGGCAAAGGCAAGAGCAUCGACUCUGAAGGUCAUAAUUCGUACGAAGUGUUGCUGGCUUCAAGAAAUCCCAAGAAACGCUCCGGGAGGAUCAAAUUUAAGGAGACGCGCCACCCUGUGUACAGAGGAAUAAGGCGCAGAGAUUCAGGCAAGUGGGUUUGUGAGGUUAGAGAGCCAAUCAAAAACUCUCGAAUCUGGCUAGGAACGUAUCCCACGGCUGAAAUGGCUGCUCGGGCUAAUGAUGUUGCAGCUAUUGCACUUAGAGGUGAAACUGCCUGCCUUAAUUUCGAGGACUCUGUAUGGAGAUUGCCACUUCCCGAGUCAUCAGAUGUUAAGGACAUACAGAUAGCUGCGGCCAAGGCCGCUGAGGCCUUUAGGCCACCGGAAAAUGAGAUGAUGAGUGGGGAAAAUACGUCAUUAGUAGUGAAGGAAGAUGAUGAGAUGUUUGACAUGGAUGAAGAUGCGAUCUUUAGGAUGCCACAGCUCAUUAACAAUAUGGCUGAGGGGAUGCUGAUUUCUCCGCCUCAAUAUGUGCAAAGUGAUGGGUGUGAUGAGCUCGAUGAUGACAUGGAAGAUGCCACCGACCUGUCUCUGUGGAGUUAUUCAUUUUGAUUCAUAUAUAUCCCACCUUUGCUCUACCGCCUCCACUUGUAGGAGUCGACUAGAGUAUUUUUUCCAUCUGCCAGAGUGUUUGAGAUUUUUGAUUAUGGUUUGUAUAUAUCCCUGUUUUGAACAACAGAAGCAACUUCUUAUUUUAUUUCUGCUUUUUUAAAUAAAUAAGUUGAAAAUAAUUUUAAGAAGCACGCGAGAAACAAAUUAGAAGUAAAAAAUGAUGAACGCUUUCUUUACAAAUUGUACGGUUUCAAAAAGAAAGCUAGCAAAGCUGUGCAGCGCACAUAUCAUUUUCUUAAAUUGCAACAAUAUUGUUACUUGCAACAAUAUUAUUGGCAAGUUUUAAUACCGGUGUUUCAGUCCA
Molecule: messenger RNA, 1113 nt
Organism: Daucus carota subsp. sativus
Lineage: Eukaryota; Viridiplantae; Streptophyta; Magnoliopsida; Apiales; Apiaceae
Product: dehydration-responsive element-binding protein 1E
Exons: 1
Coding region: 108-749 (213 amino acids)
Biological process (GO): regulation of DNA-templated transcription
Molecular function (GO): DNA binding; DNA-binding transcription factor activity
Source: RefSeq, a predicted model, not a curated record